Molecule: messenger RNA, 4251 nt
Organism: Cyprinodon tularosa
Lineage: Eukaryota; Metazoa; Chordata; Actinopteri; Cyprinodontiformes; Cyprinodontidae
Gene: lrrc8c
Product: leucine rich repeat containing 8 VRAC subunit C
Exons: 3
Coding region: 141-2531 (796 amino acids)
Molecular function (GO): protein binding
Source: RefSeq, a predicted model, not a curated record
CACGCCCCUUUGGCUGACGGUCCAUCCGCCCGCGCGCUCAGCUGGGUCCGGGGAUCCAGGAAGCCUCAUUGGUCAGAGAGGACAGAGGGAGCCCGAACCCCGCCGCGCGGAACCUCUCCUCCCCAGUAAAAGCCGGCAUCAUGAUUCCUGUUAUGGAAUUUCGUCAGUUCUCAGAACAGCAGCCGGCGUUCCGAGUCCUGAAGCCCUGGUGGGACGUGUUCACAGAUUACCUGUCUGUGGUCAUGCUAAUGAUUGGCGUGUUCGGAUGCACUCUGCAGGUAAUGCAAGACAAGAUCAUAUGCCUUCCUCACAGAAUCUCAUCCGGCUCAGAAAACAUUUGUGAAGUAAAUAGGAGCUUAGUCCUUCAACGGCAGUUCAAUGCUUCAGAUAUGCUGAGAGAAAUGAGAGGGGUAAAAACUGAUCUGGAUCUUCAGCAGUACAGUUUUAUUAAUCAGAUGUGCUAUGAGAAAGCUCUACACUGGUAUGCCAAGUACUUCCCCUAUUUGGUUCUAAUGCACACACUGGUCUUCAUGGUGUGUAGCAACUUCUGGUUUAAAUUUCCCGGCUCAAGUUCAAAAAUAGAGCACUUCAUCUCAAUGCUCGGCAAGUGUUUUGAUUCCCCCUGGACAACGCGUGCAUUGUCUGAGGUGUCUGGAGAGAAUCCGGAAGAAAAGGACCAGAAAAAGAGUACAACAUCUCGGUCCAGCAAUGCGUUGUCGCCUGAAGAAAGCAGCCUUGAGAAAACGCAGUCCCUUCGGUCUAUUCCCGAGAAGAUUGUGGUGGACAAGCCAUCAGCAAGUGUCCUUGAUAAAAAAGAGGGCGAGCAAGCUAAGGCUCUUUUUGAAAAGGUAAAGAAAUUCCGACUACACGUAGAGGAAGGAGAUAUCCUCUAUCUUAUGUAUGUUCGUCAGACUGUAUUCAAGGUGCUGAAAUUCCUUGUGAUCAUUGCCUACAACAGCUUCCUCGUAGAGAAAGUACAGAACGAAGUGUGUUGUGAAGUCAAGGAAAUCCAGGAUGUUACCGGAUAUACAGUCUUUGAAUGUAAUCACAACAUGGCUCAUCUGUUUUCCAAGCUGUCUUACUGUUAUCUGUUUUUGGUGGCUGUCUAUGGCUUCACAAGCCUCUAUACCUCCUACUGGCUGUUUUACCGCUCACUUAAAGAGUAUUCCUUCGAGUAUGUGCGUCACGAAACUGGCAUCAGUGACAUCCCAGACGUCAAAAACGACUUUGCCUUCAUGUUGCACAUGAUUGAUCAGUACGAUCCGCUGUAUUCCAAGCGCUUUGCUGUUUUUUUAUCAGAGGUCAGUGAGAACAAACUGAAGCAACUCAAUCUGAACCACGAGUGGACCCCAGAGAAAUUGCGUCAGAGACUCCAGAUGAACCCAAAUAACAGACUCGAACUUCAGUUGUUCAUGCUACCUGGCUUGCCCGACACUGUCUUUGAAUUGACAGAGCUGCAGUCGCUCAAGCUCGAGAUCAUCAAUAACGUGACAAUCUCUGCAUCUAUCUCUCAGCUGGAAAACCUCCAGGAGCUCUCUCUCUACCAGUGCUCCUUAAAGCUGCACCCAAGUGCUACUUCUUUCCUCAAAGAGAACCUAAAAGUGCUUCGAGUGAAAUUCGAUGAGAACAGGGAACUUCCAAAUUGGGUGUAUGUUCUGCGUAACCUAGAGGAACUCUACCUCUCUGGAUCACUCAGUCCUGAUGCCUCAAAGAAUAUAGUUCUUGAGUCCCUUCGUGAGCUGAAGUGUCUGAAAACUCUCUACCUUAAGAGCAAUUUGACAAAGAUCCCCCAGUCAAUCGUGGAUGUGUCCAGCCAUCUACAGCGUCUUUACCUGCACAACGAUGGCACAAGGCUAGUAAUGCUAAACAACCUGAAGAAAAUGACUAGCCUUGUUGAGUUGGAGCUUGUGCGUUGCGACCUUGAACGCAUCCCGCAUGGAAUUUUUAGCUUGACAAGUCUGCAGGAGAUUGACCUAAAAGAGAACAACCUUCGAUCUAUUGAGGAGAUUGUCAGCUUCCAGCAUCUCCGAAAGCUCAUUUGUCUCAAGCUUUGGCACAAUAGCAUCAUGUACAUCCCUGAGCAUAUCAAAAAGCUCAGCAGCCUGGAACGUCUUUACUUCAGCCACAACAAGAUCGAGAUCCUGCCCUCGCAUCUGUUCUUGUGUAACAAGUUGCGCUACCUUGAUCUAUCCAACAAUGACAUCCGAUUCAUCCCUCCUGAAAUAGGAGUACUGCAGAGUCUGCAGUACUUCUCUGUCACAUGUAACAAACUUGAAAACCUUCCAGAUGAACUGUUCUUUUGCAAAAAGCUCAAAACAUUAAAGCUUGGCAAGAACUCGUUAUCCAUCUUAUCACCAAAGAUUUCGUAUCUCAGUCUGCUAACCCACUUGGAGCUAAAAGGAAACCAUUUUGAGUUCCUGCCACAAGAGCUUGGGUGUUGUUGUGCUUUGAAGCGCAGCGGCCUUAUAGUGGAAGAGACACUGUUUGAAACUCUGCCAUCAGAUGUAAGGGACCAAAUGAAGGCAGAGUAAUGUGCCUUAUUGUAGCCCCAGUGACUGCUGAUUGUCCUGGGAAUUCAGAGUAUUCUUUUUUUAUAUUUUAUGAUGUCAAAAUUUUGCCAAAAUAUGACAAAUAUUAAUAUGAGCAGUUUUAUUAAAAAAAAACAUGCAAGUAAACUACUCUCGACAUGCAUUUUUGAUAAUUUUGUUAGAUUCAAUACCAUGAUAUGUCACAAGCAUGUGCUCAUGGUCCUUCACUGCGCUCCUGCUUUGCUUUUUAUGCGCCCGUAGAUUUUUUCUUACUAGACCUGUUUCUGUGUGCUCAAGUCAAGUUGUCUCUCUUUAAGGUUGCAAUCGACCUGAAAAAGUUAACUGCCUGUGAGUGGCUACUUUUCAGAACAUCCCACCCCUUGAGACAGUGGUGUAAUGUUUUUUUCCUAGUUGUUGAUAGUAACGUUAGCUAAGCAUCUUCAGGCUGAUUGCUGUUUCCUUCAAGAGUUAAUAGGAAGUUAUUAUUAAAUAACCUAAUUCUAAACAGCCAUGAAUGUGUUAUGACAGCAAUGUUUGACUAAAAUGGGACAAAAUCAGGCACACCAAACAUCCAAUUUUCAACAACUAAUUCUGGACUAAAUCCGGGCUUUGAUGAAACGACCAGAUUUAGCCUAAAAAUGACGUCUGGUGUUUGAACUCUAUAUGAGCUAAGCUAUCGUUAGCCUCACUGUUAAUACUGUCUAAACCAAACAUUUACAUCUCUAUAAUCAGUUUGGAGCUACUGUUAAACGUUUUUUUCCUGUUAUGUCGGGCAUAUUGUGUUUAUAAAGUUGUCAGUUGACUACAUUAAUGGCUUUCACUACCCGAUCUUUUGUGCGCAUGCAUAGACAAAAUAAUACGAUCCGGAUUGCUGAAAAACUACGUGAUAUCAGUACUGAAAAUACUUAUUUAUAUACUUAAAACAUUAAAGAAUGCUAAACUACAUUUUAUAGAAAAUAUUGAAGACUUUUCUUCCAGAAAAGUCUCCAUUGACAUCAUCGAACAUACUCGGAGCAGUCACAGUAAUGUUCGAAAGGCUAUUUAAGUGUAUUGCUUUUUUUCGUUUUUAGAAUAUGAAAUAUUUACACAAAUACAAUAUUAUUCAACAGGAACCCCCCGCCAGAAAAAGACAAAAUAAUUAAAAAGUAAGAAAAAUUAAGUAUUGCAUACCGGGAAGUUAUUCUGGUUGCGCAUGUGCAAAACGGAUCGUACUUCCGGGACGGAUCGGGUAGUGACAAGAACUGUUGGAAAUGAAGACAGUAUUCUGCUUGUUAAAGAACAGCUAUUAGUCGAAGAAUGCUUUUCUAACUAUAUAUUCUAGCCCCAAAGAAGAGAGGCAGGAUUUCCUGAGAAAUAGCUAAUCACAGGUGGUUUACUUUCUCAAGUUGGUUCAUCCCUAAAAGUUACAGAAGUUGACAUGAGCGACGGAAACAGGUCGACACAUGAUUAGAAGUAGAUGGCGAGCAUGAACUCAUGCUUCUGACAUACUGGAGGCUUGUAAUAGUGAAUCUGCACACAGAAAUGUUCAAAUGAGCAUGUAUACAGUAGCAGCCAUUUAAAAUGGCCCUUCCCAGUCAAACGCCAGCCAAUGGAAGCCUGCUUCCCUGCAUCUCCCAGCAAAAUCCCCUCCAACUUCCAGCCACUGGCCCCCUCCUGGGCAUGCACAUUUUUUUACUCUGCCUCCACCCUUUCACUGAAUUACAGGGUCUGACCAGGAGAUGAU